Molecule: messenger RNA, 1206 nt
Organism: Cicer arietinum (chickpea)
Lineage: Eukaryota; Viridiplantae; Streptophyta; Magnoliopsida; Fabales; Fabaceae
Cellular component (GO): mitochondrial large ribosomal subunit
Molecular function (GO): structural constituent of ribosome
Source: RefSeq, a predicted model, not a curated record
AUACAAUUUCUGAAAGAAAAAAAAAGAAGAAAAGAAAUGAAAAAUACAUUGUGUGCGUCUUAAAUUGUCCAGCGUUUGAGUCGAUUGUCGCCCCCUCUCAUUCAGUGCCGCAGCCGCCGCGCCGUCGUCUACACCUCCAAAACGCAGGAUGAAGAUGUCAUUGAUUCGGCCUCUCUUGACAAAGCGAGGAUUCAGCACAAGCUCUGAGAAAAUGGUUGCCGCUGUGCUCUUUGAGAGACUGCCUGUGGUCAUUCCCAAAAUUGAUCCUAUUGUUUAUGCAUUUCAGGAAUUCUCGUUCCGAUGGCGACAGCAAUAUCAACGGAGAUAUCCCGAUGAAUUUCUUGACAGAUCAGAUGCAAGGGGCAAAGGUGAUUAUCAGAUUGACUAUGUACCAGCACCACGAGUCACUGAAGCAGAUAAAAACAAUGAUCGAAGGUCAUUACAAAGAGCUCUUGACAGAAGACUCUACCUUCUUAUCUAUGGUAAUGUGUAUGGGGCUCCAAGCGAGAAGCCUGUGUGGCAUUUUCCUGAGAAACUUUAUGAAUCUGAGGAAACAAUGCGUAAGUGCGCAGAGUCUGCAUUGAAAUCAGUCAUAGGAGAUCUUUCCAAUACAUAUUUUGUUGGAAAUGCUCCAAUGGCUCAUAUGGUUGUUCAGCCUAACAAAGACCUAUCAGGAUCUACAUCUUUUAAGAAAUUCUUCUUCAAGUCCCAAGUAAUUGCUACUAGCAAGUUCAACAUUGGAAAAUGCGAGGAUUUUGUUUGGGUGACAAAGGAUGAAUUGAUGGAGUAUUUUCCCGAGCAAGCCGAGUUUUUUAACAAAAUGAUCAUUAGCUGAGGACAGCUGUUUAAUUAAAGUUAUUUCAAACUAGUUUAUUUCAUUACAGUGGGUGGCCUUGAAAGUAGAUGAAUGCAGGUUUCUUGGCUCAACAAUAGGUUUUUAUUAGAUGCAACAUGUCAGCUGGAAGGCUAUAUUCCACAUGUUAGCUGUUUUUUCUUCUUCUAGUAGUUGUAUUGUAAUAAGUUGCCAUGGUGGUCGACUGGCCGUGUCGUUGAGAAUGUAUUGUGCAAUUUUGAAGAUAUAGCCCCCUGAUUUCUUACCGGAGUCGGUUCUGAUUAAGAAUGUAAAGAAUGACUGUUUAUUGAGUGAAUGUAGAGAAAAAUAUAGAUCUCCUGGACAUGGUUGAAAUUCAUGACCCUUUCCAGUCU